Mangifera indica (mango) is the source of this 939-nucleotide messenger RNA. Its product is annotated as B3 domain-containing protein At2g33720-like. Bases 150 to 860 code for a protein of 236 amino acids. The transcript has a single exon. Lineage: Eukaryota; Viridiplantae; Streptophyta; Magnoliopsida; Sapindales; Anacardiaceae. Gene Ontology annotation, molecular function: DNA binding. The record is from RefSeq and is a predicted model, not a curated record.
UUUCCUUCUCUAAAACUGAUUAAUCUUCACUAUUUAUUUAUUCUCGAUUGUCCAUAGAACCAUUAAGACUUUCACACCUCCUUUUUGCCCUCAAAAUCUUCAAGUUUUUUGUUCUGUUUUUUGCUGUCUUUACUGCGCUCAGGUUAUCAAUGGAGACUCAAAAACAAACACCCGAUAAACAAAAGCAAAUCUCUUAUCGUAAAAGAGUGAUAUUAAUGAAGCGGAAGAGCCACAACAACCCACAAGACAACAAAGGAACGUCCAAAAUUCCAACAACGUUCAAUCUUGUUCGUCAGAUUAAAAUAAUGGGGCAAAAAACAGGUAUAUUGUCAACCGAACUUAAGCUGUUUAAUGAUACUUGGCCUACGGCUGAAGAAUACGUAGAGAGAGUUGAAAAAAAGAGAGAGACAGCCAACUGGAAGAUGGCAAGGAUGAAAUAUUACAGUCCAGAAGAAGAAGAAGAAGAGAGGCAGAAUGGUGUUUCAACCAAACUAAGUCUCUACACUGAUCCAUGGAAUAUAAAGAAGAAGCUUACACAGAGUGACUUGGGUGAUCAGUGCAGGCUUUUGUUGCAGGCAAGUUUGGUGGAGAGCCAUGUUUUUCCAUUCCUAAAUGUUGAUGAGAUCAAUAAGGUUCAAGGGAAAGAGGGUUUGAGAGUGAUGGUGUUGGAUCGGGAUACAGAGUCGGAGCACUCAUUGGUAAUGAAGAAGUGGACGACUUGUGAGAGCUACGUUUUCAUUGAGGGAUGGGGGCAGAAAUUUGUUAACAGACGGGAACUGAAUCCUGGAGAUGAGAUUGGUUUCUACUGGGAUCUAUACACUUCAAUGUUUAAUUUUAGUGUCAUCAAAAAAGCAAGAUGAGUUGAUUUUAUUAUGUAAAAAUGGGUUGAUUUUGAAAAUUUUUUAUUCUAGUAUAUGUUAAAUAUCAAUGAUUUCUUCU